Lacerta agilis (Sand lizard) is the source of this 1236-nucleotide messenger RNA. RefSeq names its product vomeronasal type-2 receptor 26-like. The transcript is spliced from 3 exons. The coding region runs from base 1 to 1236 and encodes 411 amino acids. Gene Ontology annotation, cellular component: membrane. Gene Ontology annotation, molecular function: G protein-coupled receptor activity. Gene Ontology annotation, biological process: G protein-coupled receptor signaling pathway. Lineage: Eukaryota; Metazoa; Chordata; Lepidosauria; Squamata; Lacertidae. The record is from RefSeq and is a predicted model, not a curated record.
AUGGUGUCCUUUGAUCAAAAUGGGGAAUUGGCUGCUGGAUUUGACAUUAUAAACUGGGUCACAUUCCCAAACCAGACCUUCUUGAGGGUUAAAGUUGGAAAGAUAGACCCUCCGACUCUCCAAGAUAAGAAAGAUGUUGUGACCUCCCUGGACAACGUCUUCACCAUUCAUGAGGAUCUCAUCAUAUGGCCCAAACAAUUUAACCAGUCACAGCCGCUUUCCAUGUGUAAUGACCACUGCCAUCCGGGUUAUAGUAGGACCAAGAAAGAAGGGGAGCAAUUUUGCUGCUAUGAUUGCUUUCCAUGUCCAGAAGGGAAGAUCUCAAACCAGAAAGACAUGGAUGACUGUUUUCAAUGUCCAGGAGAUGAAUAUCCAAACAUUGCUCAGGAUACAUGCCUUCUGAAAACAAUAACCUUCCUUUCUCACAAAGAGGCUCUGGGGAUCAGCUUGGACACUUUUGCUCUCUCCUUGUCUUGCAUCACAGCUUUUGUGCUUGGAAUCUUUAUGAAGAACAAGGACACACCCAUAGUCAGAGCGAACAACAGGGGCCUCACCUACACUCUCCUCAUCGCCCUCCUGCUCUGCUUCCUUUCUGCUUUGCUGUUCAUUGGACAGCCAGAGGUUGUGACCUGCCUCCUUCGACAAAUACUUUUUAGCAUAAUCUUCUCCAUGGCAGUUUCUUGCGUAUUGGCCAAAACCACCAUUGUGGUUCUAGCUUUCAUGGCCACGAAGCCAGGGUCCAGGAUCAGGAAAUGGGUGGGGAAACAAUUAGCCAUCUCCAUAGUCCUUUCCUGCACGCUGAUUCAAGCCACAAUAUGUAGUGUGUGGCUGGCAACCACUCCCCCAUUCCCAGACUUGGACAUACACUCAAUGCCGAAGGAAAUUGUGCUUGAAUGCAAUGAAGGUUCGACUAUCAUGUUUUACUGUGUGUUGGGCUUCAUGUGUCUCCUGGCCAUUGUCAGCUUCACGGUGGCCUUCUUAGCUAGAAAGUUGCCAGACAGUUUCAAUGAAGCCAAGUUCAUUACCUUCAGCAUGUUGAUCUUUUGCACGGUAUGGCUGUCCUUUGUUCCCACGUAUCUGAGUACAAAGGGGAAGUACAUGGUGGCUGUGGAGAUCUUCUCCAUUUUGUCCUCCAGUUUUGGGUUACUGAGCUGCAUCUUUUCUCCAAAAUGCUAUGUCAUUUUACUCAGACCUGAUCUGAAUAGCAAAGAGCAGCUGAACAUAAGAAAGAAUUAA